AUGCACUCAGGCUCCAUGUCUCUUCUGGGUUAUCCUGCAGAGUGCAGCGGCACAUUCUACAGAACUAACAGUUAUGUCCCAGUGAGUCCUUCUGUUGCUUUUUGCUCCAGUGGUGUAAGCCCAACCUUUGGAUUUUGCUUACCCAGUAAGUACCAAGGAAAUCUCUGGCUCCUGGAUAACUGCCAAGAAACCUAUGGUGGUAUGCCCAGUUGCAAAUCUCCCAGCUGUGAGACGAAGACCUGCAUCACCAGUUGGGACCCAUCGAACUGCUAUGUGCGCUGCAACUCUUCAUCAGUAGGCGAAGUACACACUGCCUGUAAAACUACCAACAUCGGACCCAGCCCCAGCUGCAGCCCACGCACUCAGACCAAGGGGUAUGUAUCCCAUUGCUGGUCACCUAAAGCCUGCGAGAUCCUCAGCAAAGGCUCCCAAUGCCUUGAGAAACUUAACUGCUUAUCCAAGAGCUUCCGACCUCUACACCACUGCAGACUGGGUAGUGUGGAGUAUAGAAGCUCCCAAAAUCUUGGCUUCAUACCCAGUGGCUUCUCACCAUCCUGUUAUGUUGCCAGCAGCUGUCCAUCCCAAAAGCAUUUAAUGAGAAAUUGCCAAUAUCCGAGUUACAGGCCCAUAAGCUGCCAACCGCUGAGCUAUUUUUCUAGAAACUUCUGGUCUCUGAGCUAUAUGCCAAGCACCUUCCCUCCUCUGAGGUAUUUAUGCAGUGGUUGCAGACCUCUGAAUUGCUACUGA
Rhinolophus ferrumequinum (greater horseshoe bat) is the source of this 747-nucleotide messenger RNA. RefSeq names its product keratin-associated protein 24-1. The record is from RefSeq and is a predicted model, not a curated record. Lineage: Eukaryota; Metazoa; Chordata; Mammalia; Chiroptera; Rhinolophidae. Gene Ontology annotation, cellular component: keratin filament. The transcript has a single exon. The coding region runs from base 1 to 747 and encodes 248 amino acids. Gene Ontology annotation, molecular function: structural molecule activity.